This is a messenger RNA of Cordyceps militaris CM01, 1434 nucleotides long. Its product is annotated as alpha-1,6-mannosyltransferase subunit (Ecm39), putative. The coding region runs from base 1 to 1434 and encodes 477 amino acids. The transcript is spliced from 4 exons. The record is from RefSeq and is a predicted model, not a curated record. NCBI's taxonomy places the organism in Eukaryota, Fungi, Ascomycota, Sordariomycetes, Hypocreales, Cordycipitaceae. Gene Ontology annotation, cellular component: endoplasmic reticulum membrane. Gene Ontology annotation, biological process: protein N-linked glycosylation. Gene Ontology annotation, molecular function: alpha-1,6-mannosyltransferase activity.
AUGGCACCCAACCCGUUCGACCUCGCGCUCAACGCGCUGCUCUUCGCCGUGCCGCUCGCGCACCUCCUCGUCGCGCCGCACACCAAGGUCGAGGAGUCCUUCAACCUGCAAGCCGCGCACGACAUUCUCGUCUACGGCACGCCGACCGCCGGCGCCGCCCUCACCUCCACCUACGACCACUUUGCCUUUCCCGGCGCCGUGCCGCGCACGUUUACCGGCGCCGUCGUGCUCGCCGCAGCGAGCCAGCCGCUGAUUGCGCUCCUCGGCUUCGCCGCCGUCCAGGGCGUGGUGCGCGCCGUGCUGGCUGCCGCCAACGCCGCAUGCCUGCUCGUCUUUCGCCGCGCGCUCGACGCCGCGUUUGGCCGGGCUACCGGCCGCUGGUGGGUCGCGCUCAUGCUGGGACAGUUUCACGUCAUGUUUUACCUCGGCAGGACGCUGCCCAACAUGUUUUCCUUUGGUCUGACCACGCUCGCUUCGGCGUUUCUCCUACCCAAGGCCACGCCCGCGCUCGCAAACGCGCGUCAGAAGCAGGCCCUCCUGUUUCUCGUGCUCUCCGCCGCCGUGUUCCGCGCCGAGACGGCGCUCCUUCUCUGCAGCACGUGCCUCAUGCUGCUCGUGCGGGGGCGGGCCACGCUCGCGCAGCUCAUCCCGCUGCUCGCCGCGCUGUCCCUCGGUGCGCUCGCGCUCACCGUGCCCAUCGACUCGUACUUUUGGCAGCGCGUGCCGCUCUGGCCCGAGCUCGCCGGGUUCUACUACAACGCCGUGCUCGGCGCCUCGUCCGACUGGGGCACCUCCCCGUGGCACUACUACUUCUCCGCCGCCAUGCUGCUCCUCUCCUCGCUCAACUACCCCGGCGGCGACGCCGUCGCGGAGCUGUUCCGCCUGGCGCCCGCUUCCGCCACGACGCUCGGCGAGACAGUCGCCGUGCACGCCGACGUCCUCACCUGCAUGACGGGCCUCACCCUCUUUGGGCAGAACCCGCACGGCCUGCCCCUCGCCCACGGCGCGCCGUCGCCGCUCCCGCCCGGCGUCGCCCGGCCGCUGCUGCUCUUUGACAAGACUGAGGACGAGGCGGCGCUGGCCCGGGCCGACUUUUGGACGCGGUUCGACUAUGUCCUCGUCGAGGACCCCGGCAAAGUCGCCGGCGGCCAGUGGCGGACGAUUGGCGUCGUGCAAGGCUACGACGGCGUUGAGGUGCUGCGGCCCGGUGCCACGGCCGGCGGUGAUGAUGACAGCGACGACGUUGAGGCCAACCCGCAAGUAGCCAGCCUGCGGCCCCCCGUGCUCGGCCGCGGCCUCGUGGUGCGCAACCUUCGCAAUCUCGUGCGAAGCAUCACAGGCGGCUGGUAUGCCGGGCCGCGCAUGGCGCCGCGCAUACACAUCAUGCAGCAAAUCACGGCGCAGUCGAGCCCAGGGAAAGCCGCUGUAGAAUAA